This is a messenger RNA of Olea europaea var. sylvestris, 1465 nucleotides long. Its product is annotated as probable methyltransferase PMT20. Lineage: Eukaryota; Viridiplantae; Streptophyta; Magnoliopsida; Lamiales; Oleaceae. The transcript has 5 exons. Bases 410 to 1297 code for a protein of 295 amino acids. Gene Ontology annotation, molecular function: methyltransferase activity. Gene Ontology annotation, cellular component: endosome; cytoplasm; trans-Golgi network. The record is from RefSeq and is a predicted model, not a curated record.
UUGACAACACACACACAACACACAGUGAGAAGGACGAAAUGAGAAGGAAGGGACCUCUGAAGAAAAAGAUCUGUUUUCACUAUAAAUAAAUAAAAACCAGAAAGGGGACAGCUAGCGAAGGACAAGGCCAUAAAUGAGAGAGUAAUCCAAAUUCAUAUUUGUAUUUGUAUAUAAAAUUCUCUCUGUGCAACGACGGGCCUGUAAGUGCAUGUGGGUUUGUGAGCUUAUUAUUCCAUUAUCUUCCAGUCCUCUUUGAAGGGUCCCUCUCUUCCAUUCUCCCUCAAAUUUGGUGGAUUCUUGAAAGUACAUUGAGUUCUUCACAAUGAAUUCAUACAUUUUGUGUAUAUAAAAUUACAUAUAUAUAUACAUAGUUACGUUGUUGAAGAUAUAGUGGAUAAAUUCUGAGAUCAUGAAGAACAAAGAUGGAAAACCAACAUCUUACCCCGAUAAAGGUUCAAGGACAGUCCCCAUGGCAAUAAUGUUUGUUGUGCUAUGUGGGUUUUCAUUCUAUCUUGGUGGAAUAUUUUGCUCUGAAAAGGACAGAUAUGUUGCCAAGGACAUCACCAAAGCAGUCGAAACUGCCAAGCAAACAGCUGCAGGUCCACUAAAAAUCAAGGCUGUAACCUUUCCUGAAUGUGGCAUAGAUUAUCAGGACUACACUCCUUGCACGGAUCCAAGGAGGUGGAAGAAAUACAGUCUUCAUAGGCUUACUUUUAUGGAGCGGCAUUGCCCUCCGGUGUUCGAAAAGAAGGAAUGCUUAGUUCCCCCGCCUGAUGGGUAUAAGUUGCCGAUCAGAUGGCCUAAGAGCAGAGAUGAAAGUUGGUACAGAAAUGUUCCGUAUGAUUGGAUUAACAAGCAAAAAUCAAACCAACAUUGGCUGAAGAAAGAAGGGGAGAAGUUCCUCUUCCCAGGUGGCGGCACAAUGUUUCCUAAUGGUGUCAGUGAAUAUGUUGAUUCGAUGCAAGCUCUGAUACCCGGCAUGAAGGAUGGAACUAUCCGCACUGCCAUUGAUACUGGAUGUGGAGUCGCGAGUUGGGGAGGUGAUUUACUAGACCGUGGGAUUCUUACAAUCUCUCUUGCACCUAGAGAUAAUCACGAAGCUCAAGUUCAAUUUGCUCUGGAACGUGGAAUUCCUGCAAUUCUGGGCAUCAUCUCAACCCAGCGACUUCCUUUCCCUUCAAACUCAUUUGACAUGGCACAUUGCUCAAGAUGCCUAAUUCCAUGGACCGAAUAUGGUAAUCACCCACGUAUUAUUUUAGAUCGAAACACGUACUUACUUUUCUCUAUAAUUAAGUAGUUACAUGGGUCAAAUCAAAACCCUGUUCAACUAUGCGAAUCAUCUUCUCAUCCUUAACAUCUCCCAAAUUUAUCUACGAAUCUGAAAGCAGUAGCUUGUCCAUAUUUGCACAAAAUUUGUGUCAUCCUGGACAUGUGUAAGUUGUUGAACAACUCAUCUAAAAGCUUA